GCCAUCGGUUCCGUAGUCUGUAAACAAACCAGAGCCAUCCCGUUUGAGUUGUAACACAUCGUGAUUUAACGUUUGUUUCGGCUUGAUUUUGUAGUCCAUAUAAAACGUUUUGUUAAUUUUGUUGGUUUGCUUUUUUUGUAGCGCGUUUCUUUGAAAUUUAGGUCCCAAAUAGACGUGAACUAGUAAAAAGCCACUGAUAUUUAAGUCAAGUCUGCUUCUUCUUGCCCAUUAUGUCGCAAACUAUUUGGUCAAAUUCAUUGCCUUUUUCAUUAACGAACCUUCAGGGUUUGAACGCAGUGCUCCAGCACGAUCAACGACGUCUUCAUUUGACUCGUCGUGAAGAUUCAAAUUUGUGGGAAGUGGAUCUGAAAAACUUUGAGGAUAUUGAAAUAGAUGAAAUCGUUCAUUUGGCUUUUCAGGCGAUUUUUACCUCACUUCCUACCACUAAGGGUGAAGUCACCUUGAAAUGGGAGUCUUUGGCUUCCCAUAAAGGAACUCUGACGAUUCCUGUCUUCUACAAUGAAGAACAGGGAUUCCUCAGCACUGACCGUAUGUCAUUUUGGCAAAUUGCUACUCCCUGGAUCACCAACAAGCAACCUGAAUGGCCCUUGUCUUACCUUCCAAACCAAAGAAUACGUCGCCCUAAUGCUCCUAAGCCUGGAACCAUUCUGUAUGAACGCUUUAUUCCUAGUCUGAAUGAGACAUUAUCGUUUGUUGCCUUAGACAUUGAUCAGCAUCUACAUUACUUUCAUGAAUGGCAAAAUAAUCCUCGCGUUAGCUAUUACUGGACUGAGUCCGGAACCUGGGACCAGCAUCGCGAAUAUCUACUCAAAUUACAAAAUGACCCACACGCAUACGCUGUUAUUGGCUGCUUCAACGAGCAACCAUUCGGCUACUUUGAGGUUUAUUGGGUCCCAGAGGACCGAAUCGCUCCCUUUGCUCAGCCUUGGCAUACCCAUGAUCGCGGCUUUCAUGCCCUUGUAGGCAAUGAUCGUUUCCGUGGCCCUCAUCGCGUUCCUGUUUGGCUAUCUAGUAUUACCCAUAUGCUGUUUUUGGAUGAUUCUCGAACUCAGCGUGUCCUUUUAGAGCCUAGAAAUGAUAACAAAAAGUUUAUUGAUUACCUUAUUGCUGAAAAUUACUGCAAGCGGCUCGAAUUUGACUUUCCUCAUAAACGGGCUGCUUUCAUGGAAAUUACUCGCACCAUGUUCUUCUCUUGUCUUGGACCCCGUAUUUAAUUACCCGUGCUCCUCCAUUGUGGAAAAUGAUCCUGCUGCAGGAUGCUUUUAAACCACUUAGAAAUUCCGAAAUAUUAUAUGGUAAUAUAGAAUCCGAAACUUUACACUUUUUAUGUUCCAAUGAUUAUGGAAGCAAACUGACCUUUUCCGUACUUAUAACAGAAUUCAUGUAUGUAAUUUAUUGA
Schizosaccharomyces cryophilus OY26 is the source of this 1420-nucleotide messenger RNA. RefSeq names its product siderophore-iron biosynthesis protein. The coding region runs from base 231 to 1235 and encodes 334 amino acids. Gene Ontology annotation, biological process: siderophore biosynthetic process. Lineage: Eukaryota; Fungi; Ascomycota; Schizosaccharomycetes; Schizosaccharomycetales; Schizosaccharomycetaceae. The record is from RefSeq and is a predicted model, not a curated record. The transcript has a single exon.